AUGAAACAUCAUGCCAAAUUAUUAAUCCUAUGUCCAUUUAAUUCUAUUGGAUAUUAGCUAUUGGAUCAGAAAAUAGAGGAAUACCUCAAAACCAACCAAGAAGAAAUAGUUCUCUACUUGGUGGGAACCCCAAACACAUAUCUGAAGGUCUAUGAACAGAUUUUAUUUCAUCUUUAUGGGAGAACACAACAUUAUCCUACUAAAUUCAAUGUGAUUUUCGAUCUAUUCAACAAGGAAUUCAGAAACAAAUACCAAUUCGAUUUGGUAAUCAAUUUGGGCACUGAUUUAUAAGGUGAUUUCAAUCUACAUUUUAAACUCAAUCAUGAAAUUAAAAAAAUCCAUUUUUCUUAAGAAGGCCAUAAAGUAAAUCAAUAUAAAAGAGGUGCCAAUGGUGGCACUUUUGAUCAUUUACAUAUUGGACACAAAGUGCUUCUAAGUUUAAGCUUGUUAGCAGUCAGUGAGCAUUUGACCAUAGGAAUAACUGGUGAAAUGUUAUAACAAAAAAAGAAAUUGAAAGGUUUCCUCCAAUCCUACAACACUCGUCUGAGAUGCGUCUAAGAGUUCUGUUCCAUGUUCAGACCUGAUAUCGAUUUGUAUUUCUCUGAAUUGGUUGAUCCUGCAGGUCCAACAAGAAAUGGCCAAUAUGAAAUAUUGAUUACCACAAAAGAGUGUCAAAAUUCCUUAUAGUACAUUAAUAAUCUGAGGAAGCAAGAGAAUUUGAAUGAAUUGGAAGGGUACAUAAUUGGCAUGAUUGAAAAUGAGAAUGGUUAAGGAGAGGCUAAAAUAUCAUCAACAUAAUACAGAGAAUAAAUUUCAGAAAGGAAUAGAUUAUCAGAAUAUGAAUAUUUGGAACUCAAGACAGAAUGGCUGUCAAUAAGUGACAAUGCAUAUUGGUUUGAAUCUAUUCUAGUUGAUUAUUAUUCAUAACCUCAGAGACACUAUCACACUUUAAGACACAUCUAUGACAUGUUAAGGUAAUUGAAAGGAGCCAAGAACAUUAGGAAUGUUAAAUUGGCUACCUUCUUCCAUGAUGCAAUAUAUUAUCCUAAAAUUCAUGACAACGAAGAGAAGAGUUGUUUGUUGUUUUAACAGUUUGCCAAGGAAUGCAACAUUGAUUCAGAGGUUGUCUCUAUUUUCAUAUUGCAAACAAAGAGUCAUCAAACUGAUGUGCCAUUCCUACCAGAGGAUGAUUUGACAGAUCUGAUGAUAUUUUUAGAUGCUGAUAUGUCUAUUUUAGAAUCUGAUGCUUAUCCUGUUUAUGCUCAAGAUAUAAGGAAGGAGUAUUCGCAUUUUCCAGAUAAGGAGUACAAAACUGGUAGGAUAGCUGUGUUGUAGAAGUUCCUGUAGUCGAAAAUAUAUAAUUUGAGGAAUGAAGAGAAGGCAAGAAAAAAUAUAUAAGAGGAAAUUGAAAUAUUAUAAAAUUGGGUAGUGUGA
Molecule: messenger RNA, 1434 nt
Organism: Paramecium octaurelia
Lineage: Eukaryota; Ciliophora; Oligohymenophorea; Peniculida; Parameciidae
Source: the annotation of a GenBank genome assembly